Molecule: messenger RNA, 423 nt
Organism: Urocitellus parryii (Arctic ground squirrel)
Lineage: Eukaryota; Metazoa; Chordata; Mammalia; Rodentia; Sciuridae
Source: RefSeq, a predicted model, not a curated record
AUUCUUUAUAUCUACAGAAAUCCUAAAGAUGUUUUGGUUUCCUUUUUUCGUUUUUCAAAUUGUGUGGCUAUCUUAAAGAAUUCUGAUACUUUUGAGAAUUAUAUAAAAAUGUUUCUAGAUGGAAAAGUGGUGGGAAGUCGUUGGUUUGAUCACAUAAAACGCUGGUAUGAACACAGACAUGAUUUCAAUAUUCAGUCCAUGAGCUAUGAAGAUAUGAAAAAGGACCUCAGAAGUGCAGUGCUGAAAAUCUGUAGAUUUCUUGAGAAAGAACUUAGUGAAGAAGUUGUGGAUACUGUUGUGAAACAGGCUACCUUUCAGAACAUGAAGACUAAUCCACAAGCAAAUUAUAAUGAUAUUGUAAAACAGGAAAUGGGAGUGAGAAACACUGAAGGAAAUUUUCUGCGCAAAGGUACUAUUCAGUAG